Messenger RNA from Phymastichus coffea, 4392 nucleotides. RefSeq names its product histone-lysine N-methyltransferase MECOM-like. The record is from RefSeq and is a predicted model, not a curated record. Gene Ontology annotation, biological process: regulation of transcription by RNA polymerase II. Gene Ontology annotation, molecular function: RNA polymerase II cis-regulatory region sequence-specific DNA binding; DNA-binding transcription activator activity, RNA polymerase II-specific. Bases 2 to 3358 code for a protein of 1118 amino acids. Gene Ontology annotation, cellular component: nucleus. The transcript is spliced from 8 exons. NCBI's taxonomy places the organism in Eukaryota, Metazoa, Arthropoda, Insecta, Hymenoptera, Eulophidae.
CAUGGCGUGCCUGGACUUGUCGUCCACCUCGGCGAUGGUCGAUUACAAGAGCAGCGGAAGCAGCGACGAAGGCGAAACAGCAGGUGGAAGCGGGGGCGGCGAAAGCGCGGAAAUGGAGAACAGUUCGUUGCGUUCGUCGAGCAGCAAUAGCAAUGGGCCAGCCGGUCAAGUCGGGCUCUACGGUACGCUGAGCGAGCAUCAUCACGUGCCGGACACAAUCUCCAGGAGUAAGAGAAGCCUGGAGGUGUUUCGCGAAGCUUCGUACUCGCCGCCGAGGUUGCGGCAUCCGCCGCCUAAUAACGUUGCCGGCCUGUCACAUCCACACAAGCCGUCUUACAAGCGUCCGUUCGAGGACUAUCCACUCGACGCCUGGGACUUUAUUAGUGACAAACACGCCCUCCAAACGAAGAAAUACUUCAAGAGGGAUUACGACGACGAACAGCUGAAUGCCAUAAAACGGGAGCCCGUGAAUGCAAAGAGCCGGCUGUCAUCCGACUGGCCAAUUCCAGUGCCGGACAACGUCGAGAUAAGUCAGUCGCUGUCCGGGAUCCAGUACGUCCGAGCGUGCAAGGAAAUCGCCGAGGGCACGAGGUUUGGCCCACACCAGGACUGGUACAACCCGGAUUUCAGUCCUUCGAUCGCCAGCGAAGUGCUGUACGCUUGGAAGAUAGCGCGCGAGUCGUUCGAGGAGUCGAGGGAUUGGAUGAAGUUCAUUAGAAUCACGAUCAAUCCAGACGAAGCCAACGUACGCAAAAUCAAAAACAAAGAUGGAAACACGUACUUCGAAGCAAUCCGCAACAUAUCGGUGAAAGAGGAGUUGACGAGCUACAUCGAGCCGUACGGCCAUCAACAGCGUAGGAUAGCCAUCGAGGACGAGAACACGAGCGAGUACGCCUCUCAACACAGCGGCGCGUCCCAUGCCGACGAAGACAGAGAAGACGAAGAGGACACCGAUACCAGGUGUACAGUUUGCGACAAGCCGUUCCAAGGCAUCGAAGUCUUGAACUAUCACCUGGUCAGCUGCCACGGAUAUCCAGACCGCGAGCACUGCUGCACGAGCUGCUCGAGCGGCUACGCCUGGCGACCGCUGCUGAUUCGCCACCGCGCCCUCGCGCACGGAGACGUACGCAAGUACCCCUGCGAGAACUGCACCAAGCCGGACCAUCCGCAGGUGUUCACUGACCCGUCGAAUCUCCAGCGGCACAUCCGAACCCACCACGUCGGAGCGCGCAGCCACGCGUGUACCGAGUGCGGCAAGACCUUCGCCACGAGCUCGGGCCUCAAGCAGCACACCCACAUCCACAGCAGCGUCAAGCCCUUCCGCUGCGAGGUCUGCUUCAAGGCCUACACCCAGUUCUCCAACCUCUGCCGCCACAAACGCAUGCACAUCAAAUGCCGGCUGAAGAUCACCUGCGCCAAGUGCAAGGCGCAGUUCAACACCAUCGCCUCGCUGUCCAAGCAUAAGCGAUUCUGCGACUCGACCGUCGCUCUGCCGCCAAGCUCCGUGGCCGCCGCGCCGGCCGCCGCCGCACUGGCAGCGAACAUGCCUCAGCCACAGCCGAACCCCUUCGUGUUCCCGACGCAGCCGCCGCCCUUCUACCCGUCGAGCUUCAUGAAGUACUACUCGGACAAUAUACUCGCCCAGUUCCGCGGAACGGCGGACGGUCUGGCGGGCUUGCCGACGAUGCUGUUCCGGUCAGAAGACGACCUGGACAGAGCGUCCAUCGCGGGCACCGCGGGCUCCGAGCGGCCCAGGGCCGCGCAGGAGAGGUUCAGCCCGCCGCGAGCCGGCGCGCCGUCGCAAGCCUCGCCGGCCCAGCAGCCGCAGCCCGUCCCGCAGAAGGUGUCGCCCGCCGCCGCGGAGGAGGCGACCUCCACCCUGCGACCGUCGCCGGCCCGGCCGGCCGCGCCGCGCCCCGAGGAGUGCGCCAGCCCCAGGCAGGCGAGCGCUCAGCGGCACAGGGCGGCCAAGCAGCAGCCUCGCCAGGGCUCCGUCGAGCGGGAGGAGCCGCAACGGCAGCCGCAGCAGCAGAGCUGCUCGGAGCAGCCGCUGGACUUGUGCGUGCGAACCAAGCGUCGACAGCCGGCCGAGUCGCCGGUGUCGAGCGUCGCCGCGCCGGAGCCGGAGCGGGAGCGGGAGCCCACGCCGAAGCGUCGUCGGAGCGAGCACUGCGAGGACUCGCCCCGGGCCAGCUCGCGAGCCUCCGACAGGCUGAGGAGCGCCGAGCGCCAGCUCGAGGGCGGCGCGGCUCCGGAGGGCAAGGAUGGCAGCGGCGGCAGCCCGCUGCCGCGAGGCGCCGGCCAGGCGCCGUCGGCGGAGGGCCAGUCGGUCAGCGAGAGGACGCCGACUCCGCCGCCGCCGCCGCCCCCGCCCCCGCCGCCUCCGCCACCGCCGGCGUCGCUGCCACCGCACAUGGCCUACCCACGGCCCAUCCACCCGCUCUUCCUCGAGUCGAUGUACCGCAGCUCCUCCGCCGCCUUCCCCAGCUUCCCGGCGGUCGGCGGCGGAAUGUCCGGCUCGAGCAACUCGGCGGACCACCGCCUCCUGCAACCGAUGCCGCCCUUCGGACCGUGCAGCCUACCCUUCCUGAGACCUCUGAUGAACGGCUUGGGCGGGCCUAGGCCGUCGAAUUACGACGUGCUAGCCAGACCGUCGCUCGCCUGCUUUCCGGGCGUGAAGCCGUUCCAGGAGUCGGCUAUACCGCCGCACCAGCCCAGUCCCUUCGCCGGCAAAAUCAAGGACCGCUACUCGUGCAAGUUCUGCGGCAAGAACUUCCCGCGCUCGGCCAACCUGACGCGCCAUCUGCGCACCCACACCGGCGAGCAGCCCUACAAGUGCAAGUACUGCGAGCGCAGCUUCAGCAUCUCCAGCAACCUGCAGCGCCACGUGCGCAACAUCCACGACAAGCAGCGACCCUUCAAGUGCCCCAUGUGCGAGCGCUGCUUCGGGCAGCAGACCAACCUGGACAGGCACCUGAAGAAGCACGAGGCCGACGACGGCAGCGGAGUCGUGUCCGUGGCCGACUCCGCCGACAGCAGCAACGAGAACGAGCGCGAGGAAACGUCCGCGUAUUUCGACGAGAUCCGCUCGUUUAUGGGCAAGGUGACUUACGGCAGCGACAUGGCUUACGGACUGCCGCCCCACCAUCCGGCUUACCUGCCCAGUCGCCUGCACGAAGCUCACGAUUUGAUGGCUGAGCCCAAAGCCACGUACGACGACGAGGAUAGCGACGAAAUGGUCUCGUCCUCGCUGGCCGGCAAGGAAUCGCCGUCGUCGCAGUUUGAUCUUAAGCUGAGCGCCAAGCGAGAACUGCUCAACAACAACACAGCUGAGCCAGUCAUUGAAAUUUCCACAUAGUUCAAACAUUUACAGCCGACCUACCAUUUUUGGACGUGAAAUUGUCGCAUUAUAAUUCAGUCGCACGUACUUUGAACAGAUUUGAUGAAGCGCGCGCUCGAACCGUAACUACGUCGGUUGAGUUUCGUAGGCUGUCCCUAGACGACAGCCGCGAAAGUCAAAUUGACGCCUUAACUUCGUUAAUGUGUAAAUUAUCUGGAGGACAGUUGUGGCGUUAAAUGUGAUGGUCAAUCUUUUGAGUAUUAUUUAUUAUAGUUAAUGUUAAUUACAUGUUAUUACUGGCUGAAGCGGAUAUGUUGUUGAUUCGAGGGGGAGUAAAAGAAUAAGAUUCGUUCCUGAAUAGUGACUAAGUUAUUUUGUUAUUUGUGAGAAAGACUUCAAAGUACCAAUUUGAAUUGACUGCAUUGGCUGAAAUUGAUCGUUGUUCGAAAUUAGCUUAGUCAAGUAAAGCCAAAGCAUUGGGUGGAUAAAUAAUAGGAAUUAGACAGAGGACAGUGUAAUUACUUUAUGAUUAAUCAACGACAGCGAAAUGUACAAAACACUUUACAUUAAGCGAAUAUAUAAGGACGUUUGUAAAAAGUCUUCGUAAUUUUUAAGCACCUAUAAGCGAUAUUAGUAAUAUAAAUAUUAUAUAUAUACAUAGAAAUGUGAAUAUUAUUUGAAAGAAAUAAAACUUAAUCGUAGAAAGUUAAAGUUUCGUAAAUGUCACCUCUAAUCAUCUUGCAAUUUUUGGUGCGCACUAUUGUCAUUCAACUAUCUAAUAGUUGGAAUUUUUGAACAGCAGUGAGCGCCGUAAUCAUUCUAUGUAAAUUAAGGAUACGCUAAACACUUCAGAGAGAGAGACUGGAGUUUAAAAGAUUUUUAUGCUUCAAGAACAUUGAAGUUUUGAUUAAUCUUUUUGCAAAAUGUGAUGGAUGAGAUUGCACGUGUUUUUACAUAAAGUUUCUAUAAGUAUGUACAUGUUCUUUAAAUAACUCUUUAUCUCAUUUCUUGUAGUCGUAUAUUCUUACAAUAAAAUUAGUCUAAUUACAGUU